Messenger RNA from Gossypium raimondii (Peruvian cotton), 1128 nucleotides. Its product is annotated as proteasome subunit alpha type-3. Gene Ontology annotation, biological process: ubiquitin-dependent protein catabolic process. NCBI's taxonomy places the organism in Eukaryota, Viridiplantae, Streptophyta, Magnoliopsida, Malvales, Malvaceae. The record is from RefSeq and is a predicted model, not a curated record. The coding region runs from base 65 to 814 and encodes 249 amino acids. Gene Ontology annotation, cellular component: proteasome core complex, alpha-subunit complex; proteasome core complex; nucleus. The transcript has 9 exons.
AAAAGCAGCAAAAAGAGCAAAGUAUUCAAGUGUGGGGGAAAAAAGCAGAGAAGAAGAAACAAAGAUGAGCAGCAUCGGAACUGGUUACGAUCUCUCAGUCACCACUUUCUCUCCCGACGGACGCGUUUUCCAGAUCGAGUACGCCGCCAAAGCCGUCGAUAACAGCGGAACUGUGAUUGGAAUUAAAUGCAAAGAUGGGAUCGUUUUGGGAGUGGAGAAGCUGAUAGCAUCAAAGAUGAUGUUACCUGGUUCUAAUCGUAGAAUCCACUCGGUUCAUCGUCAUUCCGGCAUGGCAGUGGCUGGAUUAGCAGCUGACGGGAGACAAAUUGUGGCCCGUGCUAAAUCUGAAGCUACCAAUUACCAAAGUGUCUAUGGUGAACCCAUUCCUGUCAAAGAACUUGCUGAACGCGUUGCAAGUUAUGUGCAUUUAUGCACCCUUUACUGGUGGCUCAGGCCCUUUGGCUGUGGGAUAAUUCUCGGAGGUUAUGACAGAGAUGGUCCCCAAUUAUAUAUGGUUGAACCAUCUGGCAUCUCCUAUAGAUAUUUUGGUGCUGCAAUUGGGAAGGGAAAGCAAGCUGCCAAAACGGAAAUUGAAAAGUUGAAGCUGUCAGAAAUGACCUGCAGGGAAGGGGUUAUUGAAGUAGCCAAAAUCAUCUACAAAGUACAUGAUGAAGCGAAGGACAAGGCCUUUGAACUGGAGAUGAGUUGGGUCUGUGAUGAGUCAAAGCAACAACAUCAAAAGGUUCCUGAUGACCUUUUAGAGGAAGCCAAGGUUGCAGCUAGGACUGCAUUGGAAGAAAUGGAUGCUGACUAAUGAUUACCGGAGACAGAAUCAUCUUGUUAUCUUAUGUAUUUCGAUCUUCACCAAGUUCCCAAUGUUAUGGACCGUCAAAAAAGGAGUGAGUGCCUGAUUAAACAGGGUCUUUCUAAGAUCAUAUGAGCAGCAGGCUUUUGGAUGAGAUCAUGGAUUCAAAAAACCUUGGAACUGUACUGUAGAUUUUUUAGGCAUCACGUAGACUUUGCCAGUGGCAACUACUGUGAAGGUUGUCGAGAAACAUCUUUCUAGGUUUGGUGUGUAUACCGCUAAACAAUAUAUUGGUUUUACAGGGGCUAUAUUUUGGAAGUCAA